AUGGCUUCCAACGCAACUAGCUUCACCUCGCCUCUGGCCAGCGCCAAGCUUGGCACCAUCGCCGUCCCUCCCCAGCUCGAAUACGUUAUCGAUACCAUCUCCAAGGCGAGCGGCUGGACUAUUGUAUUUACUCUUCUUGCUGCUCUUGUAGCUUGGGAUCAGAUCAAGUAUGUCCUCAACAAGGGCUCAAUCGCUGGCCCAGCAUGGAAGAUUCCCUUCAUCGGACCCUUCUUGGAAUCCAUUGACCCCAAAUUCGAGGAAUACUAUGCCAAGUGGUUGAGCGGUCCUCUCAGCUGCGUUUCCGUCUUCCACAAGUUCGUCGUCAUUGCCUCGACUCGCGAUAUGGCCCGUAAGGUCUUCAACAGCCCCGGUUAUGUCAAGCCCUGUGUCGUCGAUGUCGCCCACAAGCUGCUCGGCGCCGAUAAUUGGGUUUUCCUCGAUGGUCCCGCCCACGUCGAGUUCCGCAAGGGUCUCAACGGCCUCUUCACUCGCCGCGCUCUCGAGAUCUACCUCCCCGGACAGGAGGAGGUGUACAACCGCUACUUCAAGACCUUCCUCGACAUCACCAAGAACGCCGGCGGAAAGCCCGUUCCCUUCAUGCCCCACUUCCGUGAGGUCAUCACUGCUGUCUCUUGCCGUUCCUUCGUCGGCCACUACAUUUCUGAUGAGGCUGUCAAGAAGAUUGCCGACGACUACUACCUCAUCACCGCCGCUCUCGAGCUUGUCAACUUCCCCAUCAUCAUUCCCUACACCAAGACGUGGUAUGGCAAGAAGGCGGCUGAUAUGGUCCUCGCCGAGUUCGCCAAGUGCGCUGCGAAGAGCAAGGUCCGCAUGGCUGCUGGAGGCGAGGCUACCUGCAUCAUGGAUGCCUGGAUCAAGCAGAUGAUUGACUCCAAGAGGUGGCGCGAGGCCGUGGCCAGCGGUAACACGGAGGGUGUGGAGAAGCCCACUCACCUGCUCCGCGACUUCACCGACUACGAGAUCUCCCAGACCAUCUUCACCUUCCUCUUCGCUUCCCAGGACGCCACCAGCUCCGCCGCUACUUGGCUCUUCCAGAUUAUGGCUCAGCGCCCUGAUGUCCUCGACCGUGUCCGUGAGGAGAACCUCAAGGUCCGCAACGGUGAUAUCCACGCCCCUCUCAACAUGGAGCAGCUCGAGUCCAUGACCUACACCCGUGCCGUUGUUCGUGAGCUCCUCCGCUACCGCCCUCCUGUGCUCAUGGUCCCCUACCUCGUCAAGAAGCCUUUCCCCAUCAGCGAGGAUUACACCGUCCCCAAGGGCUCCAUGGUUAUUCCCACCACCUACAUGGCUCUCCGCGACCCCGAGGUCUACCCCAACCCUGACUACUUUGACCCCGAGCGUUACUACUCUGGUGACGCCGAGGCCAAGGGUGCCAAGAACUAUCUCGUUUUCGGUGUCGGUCCUCACUACUGCCUCGGUCAGCAGUAUGCUCAGCUCAACCUCGCCCUUUUCGUCGGCAAGGCCUCUCUUCUCCUCGACUGGAAGCACCACCCCACUCCCCUAUCUGAGGAGAUCAAGGUGUUUGCCACCAUCUUCCCCAAGGAUGACUGCCCCCUCACUUUCGAGGAGCGCAAGUGGUAA
Molecule: messenger RNA, 1602 nt
Organism: Sordaria macrospora k-hell
Lineage: Eukaryota; Fungi; Ascomycota; Sordariomycetes; Sordariales; Sordariaceae
Biological process (GO): sterol metabolic process
Molecular function (GO): monooxygenase activity; heme binding; oxidoreductase activity, acting on paired donors, with incorporation or reduction of molecular oxygen
Source: RefSeq, a predicted model, not a curated record